GCUCCUGCCAAUGGGAAGCAGCAGCUCUGAGCCCCUCAUCUCCACGCCAUGAGCUGCCUUUGCCUCUGGGGACGCUGGAGCUGAGAGCCCCAAACCCAAGGGGAGGAGGAUGCUCCAGACCAGCAACUACAGCCUGGUGCUGUUCCUGCAGUUCCUGCUCCUCUUCUACGACCUCUUUGUCAACUCCUUCUCGGAGCUGCUCCGCACAGCUCCUGCCGUCCAGCUCGUCCUCUUCAUCAUCCAGGACAUCGCUAUUCUCUUCAAUGUCAUCAUCGUCUUCCUCAUGUUCUUCAACACCUUCGUCUUCCAGGCUGGGCUGGUCAAUCUGCUCUUCCACAAGUUCAAGGGGACCAUCCUGCUGUCUGCAGCCUACCUGGGGCUCAGCAUCUCCUUCCACGUGUGGGUUAUGAACCUGCGCUGGCGCGACUCCAGCCGCUUCGUGUGGACCGAAGGCCUCCAGACCCUCUUUGUGUUCCAGCGCCUGGCGGCCGUGCUCUACUGCUACUUCUACAAGAGGACUGCAGUGCAUCUGGGGGAUCCCCUCUUCUACCAGGACUCCCUAUGGCUGCGUAAGGAGUUUGAGCAGUUCCGGGGCUGAUGGUUCCCCUCCGGCUCCUCAGCACCUCCUGGUUCCCAGUGGGGCAGCUCCACCUCAGCCUCUCCGUCCUCACUGGUACCAGCACCUCAGGUGGAUGCCAGGAGCCAAUGGGAAUGCUCAUCUGCAUCCCACUGUGCAUCAGGAUGCAGCCGCAUCCCUUGCUGGGACUCAAGUGGUUUUGUAAUUAGUAAAGAAAUAAAUGAGCUGUGUUUUCCAAUGCUGAUCC
Messenger RNA from Melopsittacus undulatus (budgerigar), 824 nucleotides. RefSeq names its product transmembrane protein 138 (gene TMEM138). The record is from RefSeq and is a predicted model, not a curated record. The transcript is spliced from 4 exons. Lineage: Eukaryota; Metazoa; Chordata; Aves; Psittaciformes; Psittaculidae. Bases 110 to 598 code for a protein of 162 amino acids. Gene Ontology annotation, cellular component: cilium.